UAUCGCCCAGGUUUGCUGCUGGGGUGGCCACAGAACUGGGAGUCGGUCACAAAGUUCACAGACAAGGUCACAUGGAGGAGAAGCCUGGUGCAGGGAACAAGCUAGGAGUAACUGGACCACGAUGAUGCCUGUGCUUUGGCUCUAGCAGACAGGAAGAAAAUCUGGCCCAGCUGGAAGUAGAAAGAGGGGAGUGACUCUCCUGAGGACCAUCUCAGAGACCCCUGGGAUCACCUGAACAGUCCUCCAUGUGAAUCAAUCCCAUGAUGCAACAUGCCUCCCCAGCCCCCGCUCUGACGAUGAUGGCCACGCAGAAUGUCCCGCCCCCACCCUACCAGGACAGCCCACAGAUGACGGCAACCACCCAGCCACCCUCCAAGGCCCAGGCUGUCCACAUCUCUGCCCCCUCAGCUGCUGCCAGCACACCUGUACCCAGUGCCCCCAUCGACCCCCAGGCCCAGCUGGAGGCUGACAAGCGAGCUGUGUACAGGCACCCUCUUUUCCCGCUCCUGACGCUGCUGUUUGAGAAAUGUGAACAGGCCACCCAGGGCUCUGAGUGCAUCACCUCCGCCAGCUUUGAUGUGGACAUCGAGAACUUUGUCCACCAGCAGGAGCAGGAGCACAAACCCUUCUUCAGCGAUGACCCAGAACUGGACAAUCUGAUGGUGAAGGCAAUCCAGGUCCUGAGAAUCCACCUGCUGGAGCUGGAGAAAGUCAAUGAACUCUGCAAGGACUUUUGUAACCGUUACAUCACCUGCCUCAAAACCAAGAUGCACAGCGAUAACCUGCUCAGGAAUGACCUAGGGGGGCCCUACUCCCCCAACCAGCCCUCCAUCAACCUUCACUCACAGGACCUCCUGCAGAAUUCCCCCAAUUCCAUGUCUGGAGUCUCCAAUAACCCCCAGGGAAUUGUGGUCCCAGCCUCAGCGCUCCAGCAGGGCAACAUCGCCAUGACAACCGUCAACUCACAAGUCGUGUCAGGUGGAGCCUUAUACCAACCGGUUACCAUGGUAACCUCCCAGGGUCAGGUGGUCACCCAAGCAAUCCCCCAGGGAGCCAUCCAGAUCCAGAACACACAGGUUAACCUUGACCUCACCUCCCUCCUGGACAAUGAGGAUAAGAAGUCCAAGAACAAACGAGGAGUCUUGCCCAAGCAUGCCACCAAUAUAAUGCGUUCUUGGCUCUUCCAGCAUCUCAUGCACCCCUACCCCACGGAGGACGAGAAGAGGCAGAUCGCAGCCCAGACCAACCUCACCCUCCUGCAAGUAAAUAACUGGUUCAUCAAUGCCCGGAGGCGCAUCCUGCAGCCCAUGCUUGAUGCCAGCAACCCAGACCCUGCUCCCAAAGCCAAGAAGAUCAAGUCUCAGCACCGACCCACCCAAAGAUUCUGGCCCAACUCCAUCGCUGCAGGGGUGCUGCAGCAGCAGGGCGGUGCCCCAGGGACAAACCCCGAUGGUUCCAUCAACUUGGACAACCUGCAGUCCCUGUCCUCAGACAAUGCCACCAUGGCCAUGCAGCAGGCUAUGAUGGCUGCACAUGAUGACUCAUUGGAUGGGACAGAAGAGGAGGAUGAGGAUGAGAUGGAAGAGGAGGAGGAGGAGGAGCUGGAGGAGGAGGUCGACGAGCUGCAGACGACGAAUGUCAGCGACCUGGGCUUGGAACACAGUGACUCCCUGGAGUAGUCGGGCAGCCCAGAUGGCACUGAUCAUCGAGCAGGAGAGGAGUGUCGCCGGGAGGCCUUCAGGGUGGGGGGGAAGGGGACGUGGGCAGGAAGCACCGAGGGAGUUGGGCCCUAGCUUCCCCAAAUCAGUAGCUUGAAGAAAGGCAGAGGAGACACCUGUUCCUUCCCAACCACCGAGCUUCAACGAGGACCCCAGUCCCACUUCCCCGGAACUGCCGAGGACUCUGUUUGGCGGGGCCAGUCGAGCAGCCUGUAUGGAAAGACAGCAGUGAGAUCUGGACUCACCAAAUCCCUGAGGACAGAUGGCACCCAUGGCCCCCACCCAUGGAAGGACUUGAGUCGUUUACAAGCCCUGCACUGUGAGGCAGAUUGGUGCUGUUCGCAGAGUGGGCCUUUGCUCCGGGGGCAGACUUAGAAGGAAGGGGAGAGACAAAGGGGGACUGAGUUUCAUCCCCAGAAGGUUCUCAGCUCCUUUGACAGACAUUCAAGGGCAGGAGGGAGCCCCAAAGCAUAACCAGUGGCCAGAGGAGUGGGAGGGCCUGAGGCAUCACAUCUUGCAGAUCAGAAUGGGAUAGAAUCCACCGGGCUCCAGCUCAUCCCUCCAAGGCCCUGUCUCUGUGCACAGCAACCAUGGACACGGGAGAGAGGGAUGGGAGGCACAGUCCCCUUCACUCUCUCCUGGAAACAAAUUGUAAGCUGGUGGGCUCAACCUGUGGGAGGUUAAGAGGAGUCCCUUCUGGGUUGACUCCAAGAGCCAAGGAGAUGGCAGACCCUGGGCUAGGAGCCAUAUCAAGGUGACUUUGAGGCCACAGCUGUCCCUAGGUGGUCACAGAACUCAGCUCCUGUAACAAUAGGACAAUGGUGUUUUACCCUAGAUGCUCCCACCCUCAGUGCUCCAAACCCUCCACAGACCUUCAGAGAAGGUGAAAACAGGUUAUCUGGGAAUCUUUCCACCCAGCGGGUCGCCACGGCCAUCCCUCUGCUCCCAGGCUGGCUCCAUCAGCCUCCAGCUUCCUUUCUUCAUUCUGUCCUUCAGGGAAGGCAGAAGAAACAUUGGAAGGCAUCUAGUCCAGUGGGAAGCCAGGGGUUGGAGAAGGUGCUACAUCCCCCUUCCCAUCAAUAUCCAAAAUGUGGGGGAGGGCCCAGAGAAUGGCACCCAAGAGCCUGCGGGGGUGCCCACCUCACACACCCUGCUGUUCUAACCCUGCUGUCCACAGCCCUGGAGGAACUGGGGCCCCUGGAAGGAGGAGGAGGCUCUCCACUGUCCACCCUAACACAUACCCUCCCACCCACCUUCCAGACCCCCUUGGUUGGCACCCUCUCCUCCUGUUCCCUCACCCCAUGGCUGUGAAUGACAGGACUGGUCACAUGUGUGUUUUCCAUUGGGUUUAAUUUAAUGGACGUGCAGUUUCAUUUGUAAAUUGUGCAUUAGCCAUCUCCUUCAGUGGCAGGAUGUGAGUGGCGACCUGGCUCAACUGGAGGGGACCCGCGGGGCUUCACCUCUGGGGCUUCCCCUCCCCCACCUGCUUGGGGUAGAGCAAAAGGAUGGUCACUCUUCCGAGGUCUCCCUGAAAUGAAUGUAUUUCUCCCCCAAAAGAGCUGAUAUUUAAUGUUUUAAUAGGGAUUUUUGAGAAACAAAUAACCUUAUUUAUAAUCUGGGUGAUCCAAUCAUUUUUUACUCCCUUUUGAUGCCAUACAUAGAGGAAAGUCUAGCUUUUUUGGCGUGAGACUUUUGCAAUGUGCAGUGGGAUAAAAUGCAUCUCCUUUUCUGGUUCGUUUCUCUUGUUCACACACACACACCCCCCAUUCCACUCACCACCUGGACAGGUGUCCCCCAGCACGGGCACACUGGCACACAGGUGCCCACAUCUCUUCCUCCCAGCCCCUCCACCUGCCUAAUGUUAUGCAACCUCCUUCUGAUGUAUCCACCAAACCAGUACUGAAUGUGGCCGAGACGUUUUCAGUAAAUCUUAUUACCUACCGUAA
Mandrillus leucophaeus (drill) is the source of this 3664-nucleotide messenger RNA. RefSeq names its product PBX/knotted 1 homeobox 2 (gene PKNOX2). Gene Ontology annotation, biological process: regulation of transcription by RNA polymerase II. The record is from RefSeq and is a predicted model, not a curated record. NCBI's taxonomy places the organism in Eukaryota, Metazoa, Chordata, Mammalia, Primates, Cercopithecidae. Bases 261 to 1679 code for a protein of 472 amino acids. The transcript is spliced from 12 exons. Gene Ontology annotation, molecular function: DNA-binding transcription factor activity, RNA polymerase II-specific; RNA polymerase II cis-regulatory region sequence-specific DNA binding.